AUGAGCUGGUGGUGGAAGCCUAGGGCUGCUGCUCCGAGCAGCGAGAAUGGCGACAACACUGCUCUACCCGUUUCGCCGACUCCGCAAGAAGUUUUGGCAGCUCCGAUCAGCGCAACAGCUGCUCCUCCCGUUUCAGAGCCAGUCACUCGUGUCCUAAGUAGAGAAGAGCAGGCUGAGCAGGAGUGGGCAUUGUUGUUGAGAGACCUUCAAGCAGAAGCUAGUGAUGGACGGACUGAGAAGACCACAUCCACCCAGAAAGAGACGGGAUCGCAGGCGACACUUACUGGGACCGACAUCUCUCCCAACUCGUUGUACCCGACCGAUAUGUCCUGUCGUUCCGCCUUCGACUAUGCAAUGUUCUGCCAAAGCUUCGGUGGUCAGUUCGUCAACGUCUACCGUCACGGUUCUUUCCGCUCAUGUUCGAAUCACUGGGACGACUUUUGGCUCUGUAUGAGAACAAGGAAGUGGGACAAGGCGGACCGCGAGAGAGCUAUUCAGGAGCAUUACCGGAAAAAGGCAGUUAAAUGGAAGACCGGGCCCAGCAGUGAAGAUGUAUGGGAGGUUCGAACAGAGCCCGUCAAGAAUCCCAUCUCUGGAAACCUCGCUGAACUCGAGGCCGAAUUGGAGCAGUUGAAGAAGAAUAACCCAGCUGUAUCAGAAACCUGGAGUCCAGCACAGUAG
Cladophialophora carrionii CBS 160.54 is the source of this 681-nucleotide messenger RNA. RefSeq lists its product as uncharacterized. NCBI's taxonomy places the organism in Eukaryota, Fungi, Ascomycota, Eurotiomycetes, Chaetothyriales, Herpotrichiellaceae. The coding region runs from base 1 to 681 and encodes 226 amino acids. The record is from RefSeq and is a predicted model, not a curated record. The transcript has a single exon.